UACUGCGCAUGCGCACAUCGCCUCUUUCAUAUCCUAGCUAUUGCCAUGUAGAACGCUCUGGCAUUUUAGCUAAAUCUGCUUCAGUUUUGAUUUAUUUCCAGGUUUAAAGAAAUGUCCGAGCUUGAAGCUAGUGUAUCGUGUUCUCCGCAGUGUGCGGAAACAGACAAUAUAAAAAAUAUAGACGAUAUUAAUCCAGAAACAGUACAAAACACUAACACCAAUAUUUCUCAGGUUGAAGAAGGGUCUCAGAGCGACAGUGAUCUUCUCAAAGGCCUGUUGACGGAUAACUUCUGUCAUGUGUGCGAAGCAACCCUGAUUCACGAGUCUCAGAGAGUUUCUCAUUAUGAGGGGAAAAAGCAUGCACAAAGAGUCAGGAUGUACCUGAACAACAAAGCUAAAAUGAACAAGACGAGCCAAGACUGUGGAGGCCUAUUGAGAGGUCUGUCUGCUGAGAAGUUCUGCGAGCUGUGCAGCAUGGUGUUCAGCUCCCCCACUGUGGCCAAGUCGCAUUACGAGGGCAAAGUUCAUGCCAAGAACAUGAGAAAAACCAAUCCUCCACUUCCUGGAGUGGCAGUCCUAGAAUCCACAUCUCCAGUUGCCCUCCCAUCAGUGAAUGCUGUACAAAACCCGAUCAGUCAGGAGCAGAGCGACACUUCUGGUUCGGCAGAUCAAGAGGUUGACCUCGAUGACCCCAACAAGUACUGUACGCUGUGCAGCGCUUCCUUCAACAACCCUCUGGUUGCUCAGCAGCACUACAGCGGCCGGAAGCAUCAGCGGAACCAGGCCCGAACUGAGAUGCUGGACCAGAUGGGGGAACAGUCAGAACAUGUGAGCUCCCUGACUUGCCCGAUUUGCUGUCUGGCGCUCAGCUCAAUAGAGAUGUACCAGGCACACAUGCAGGGAAACAAACACUUCACCAAAGAGAAGAAAGUUAUGGAUCUAUGCAAAUCUCAGAAGAAAGUGUAUGACUCCUUCCAGGAUGAGCUGGCUGACUACAUCCAGGUGCAGAAGGCCCGGGGGCUGGAGCCCAAAGCAGGGCCCGGCACUGUGGGACAAGCAAGCCAUAUUCUGGAUGAGAGUACAACAGAAGGUCCACUAAAAGGAGAAGAAAUGCCUCAUCCUGGCCAGUUGAUGCCAUGUUUUCCACUUCCUGGUUUCCCUCGACCUCACUGGCCCCCACAAUUCCAGUCUCAGGUCCCUCAGUUUGGCUUUGGGGUGAGAGGCCCUGUCCCACACUAUCGGCCAGGAUAUAUGCCACAAUCCCGUCCUCCAUUCAUACCCGGUCAACUAUAUAAAAAAGGGAGGAGCCCUGAGACAUUUAGCUCCUCCUCUUUCUCAGGCUCCUCCUCCUAUAAUAGCAGCAGUAGUGACAGCAGCAGCAGUUACGACAGCAAAGAGAGGAGGAGACGGAAGAGGAAGAUGAGAAAGCGAGGGAAGAGCAGAAGAGAUCAGGAGGAUGGGUCUGAUACGGAAAGGAGAGGGAAGGAAGGAGAAGCGGAACGGGGUGAAAGGAAAAAGAGGCUGAAGGGAGACAAGAGAGGAAGUGUAGAAAGAGAAGAGGAUAGGAAUAAGAAAUGGAAGGAGAGAAGAAAAAGAGACAGAAGCUCUAGCGAAGAUGAGGAAAGCAGAAGUAAAAGAAGACCAAGCAAGAAAAGUAGGAGGCACGGGGAUGGACAGCAUGUAAAGAAACAAAGAGAAGAGGAACUCUUGGAGAAACAAGAGGUUGUGGUGCAAAAUGAGGAAGCACAGGGAAGGAUGGAGGAACACGUGGAGGAAAGGACAGAAACAAAAGAUAGCAAACAAAAACACAAAAAAGAGAAGAAAAAAGGAAAAGAGAAGAUGAAUCAAGAAGACAACAGGACUGAGGAGGAAAGGCUCUGGGAUGAAACUAUUCUUGGUGUUUUUUAAAGAC
Rhinichthys klamathensis goyatoka is the source of this 1912-nucleotide messenger RNA. It is a transcript of the gene zmat1, whose product is annotated as zinc finger matrin-type 1. Bases 112 to 1908 code for a protein of 598 amino acids. Lineage: Eukaryota; Metazoa; Chordata; Actinopteri; Cypriniformes; Leuciscidae. The transcript is spliced from 7 exons. Gene Ontology annotation, molecular function: nucleic acid binding; zinc ion binding. The record is from RefSeq and is a predicted model, not a curated record.